AUGGACGAAGUCGCCGAGGCCCUCGUCCUCUCACCGUUCAGGGAGAUUGUGCUCAAGGCCAAGGCGGCGGCCGAAAACGCCCAGACGGCGGCCGAAAACAGCAACGAGACAAACAUCCAGGAUGGCGCCAAAGAGCUCGCGAGAGCCGCCCACAGGCUCGAGCGGGAAGGCGAGCGCGCUCUGCUUAAGAUCGAGCCGCUCUGCAAGAAGCAGCUUGAUACCUGCGGGCAGAACUUUGUGGACGCCUUGAAGGAUGACGACGACAUUGCCGCAUAUCGCACGCAGUUGAACGAUCUGUUGUGGGAAUUUGACGAUUAUGUCGAGCUCCAGGACUUCGACGAGGCCAAAUUCGCGGAGCUGCAGGCGCUUUCGCGAGGCUAUGCGCCCAAAAUUGUCGACAUCUUGAUCCGCAUGAAGCUCGAGCCGGCCGAGCCGGCAGCACCGCCCCCUCUGCUCGAAAGUGACACGAGGCCAGCUUCGUCCCGUGGCAGCCUCCUCGCCGACCACCCCGCCCGGUCAAGCAUGACCUCUCAGUCCGGGCCAGACCUCGGGCUCGAGGGCGCUGCACACCAGCUCCCGAACAGCAGUCACCCGAGGAGGGACUCGGUGCACUCAAACGUAUCGGCCGAUAUCGAUGAGCCGCCGCCCUUCCCGGAGAAGAGCCCCUGGCGCAUGAGAAUCAAGCUGGAUGAGGCGCUGAGCAAUCUCGACCCCACCGAGGAAGUCGUCCGAAGGCCCAACGUGUUGACGCUGCCGCUUCUGAGUGAUUCUUCUCCAGAGACUGCGCACCACGAAAUUAUGUACAGUCCACGGUCAUCGAGCACUUACGAGCAGAGCUCCCAACGCCGUAACAUGCCGUCCCCUGUGAGCCCACUCCAAAUAUCCCGGCGUGGGCCGGGGGCCAGGCAAAGCAGUGGCACUUGGACAGGAGCGCCCCAGGGAGCGCAUCUACAACAAUGCGGCAACACCCAACAUCCCCUCGUGAUGGUCGGGCCAGGCAGUAGUGCAGCCGCUGCACAAUCGAGGGACAGCUCCUACUCGGAUUACCCCUAUAGCUCCUUCUCCGAAUCUAGGACAGAUUCGGGCUCCGAGAUGGCCAGUCCCGUUGCUACGUCAUAUAGGACGUCAGGCAUGUCUGCCCCCGACACGAGCGCGUUCGCGAGAAUACCAGAGGAGUGGCAGGGGCAUACCGAGAGGCCUCCUCCCACCGCGAGCGCCCGCAACUCGGGUCCACGCCCGGGGCUGGAGCGCGUCGGAAGCGCCCGCGUCCACGCCCUCGACUCGGGCCUGAUACCCGUGGAGGCCGAACGGAGUGUCAAAGCCCCGGAGCCGAUCCCGCGUAGGCCGGCGGACUGCUCCAUAGGACCCAACAGCUCCCUAUACCAACUGAAGGGUUUUUGUGAAGGCGCCAAGGAGGUGCUCAAGGGCGGCGUUGGUGUGAAGCAGGUCCGCAAGCUGAACUUUGGCUCUGGCACUGUAAUGGCGGCCAAGUGCAGGGCCUGUCUGUUUGAGCUAGACUGGAAUGACGUCGAGGCCGAUAUAAACGGCGAAGAGAGCGCGAACUACGUGUCAAAGUCGACCAAGAUCGGCUUCCGGCUGCGCUUUUUGUCAAAAAGCCACCUGUCGGCGCAUACCAUCGAGGACCAAGUCUACGGCUGCUUGUUUUGCGUGCAGCAAGGGCAUACAACCGAGGAGAGCGACGCGACCGUCUUCUUCUCACAAAAGCAACUCUUUAUGCAUAUCGCCCGGCACCCGCGCCCUUUGCCAAUAGUGGCAGGACUUAACGUGAUCGAGGGCGACGCUGGCGACGUCCCGGGGAAGCCCAGCAGUAGCGCUACUGCCGACCUGCUGCUCCCGGUAUGGCGGAACGGCUUCGACUUGCACCUAACGAUGCCCCCAGCGCCGUCAAAGACAGGAAGCGACCACGUGGCCGGCUUACAGCAGCUGCUCGAGACGCUACCGGCGGCGCGGGCGGUCGAGACGAUCCGUCAGGCCAUCGGCACGGUGCGGGCGCCACCCGAUACGUCGCUGCCGCCGCUGCAGUUCGCCACAGGCGCUCGCAUAGUCGGCGUCCAGUUCCCGGCGAGGUUCGGCGGCGAGUGGGCGUCGGGGUGGAACGACAACGCCAAGGGCCUGUUCCCCGCCAGCGCGGUCCGGCUGGAGCAGCCGCCGAGCGAACAGGUCGUGAAUACGUCACAGCAGGGCGGCGCCAACAUGAGGGCCGUUGCGCGGUGGAAGUUUGCGGUCAAGGAGGGAAGGGACCAGCGGCGCGGCGGCAGCGAGUGGCUCAGGCUGGAAAAGGGCGAAACGAUCAACAAUAUCGGGUGGGCGUACCCCGGUCACUGGUGCUGGUCUGGCGUCAACUCGAAGGGCAAAUGGGGCAUCUUCCCGCAAACUCACAUCGACGCCAGCACGCUGCGAGAGGGCCCGCCGGCAGACCGGGUCAGCAUUAGCAGUCAUGAGAGGAAGAUGUCGAGCCUGCUCGCCCGCAUGUCGAUGCGUACGCGGGCCGGGAGCUCGCCUUCGGAUCCGCGGAUGCACAUUCACUAG
Molecule: messenger RNA, 2550 nt
Organism: Gaeumannomyces tritici R3-111a-1
Lineage: Eukaryota; Fungi; Ascomycota; Sordariomycetes; Magnaporthales; Magnaporthaceae
Exons: 4
Coding region: 1-2550 (849 amino acids)
Source: RefSeq, a predicted model, not a curated record